Messenger RNA from Suillus discolor, 790 nucleotides. RefSeq lists its product as uncharacterized. The record is from RefSeq and is a predicted model, not a curated record. The transcript is spliced from 4 exons. The coding region runs from base 106 to 726 and encodes 206 amino acids. Gene Ontology annotation, molecular function: transmembrane transporter activity. Gene Ontology annotation, cellular component: membrane. NCBI's taxonomy places the organism in Eukaryota, Fungi, Basidiomycota, Agaricomycetes, Boletales, Suillaceae.
GAAUGCGGUUUUCCAAUGGCAGCUGCACGCUGGCAGGCAUGCAGGAGGCGCUGAUCAGCGAUAUUGAGCGCAUUGCAAGCACCUGGUACUGGCAGUGCUAUCAUAAUGACAGUAUGGCCUGACUUCCCGAUGCUAUGCGCAACACUGGGAUAUGACACGACUACAACGUUGUUACUCCGCGCUCCUCCAUGGGCCUUCGCGACUAUAGUGGCAUUUGCUCUUCAUUGUACUCUGACAAGAAGCAGAGGCGUUACAAAUACUUUGCUGCCUCCAUUGGCAAUGCACUCGGUACCCUCAGUUGCAUUCAUCACAUCGAUCUUUACGAUGAACAAGGGGGGACCCGGCCGCCAAAGCUGCGCGCUAUAUUUCGUUGUUCCUGAUGGCUCAGCUCGUCGCUGGAUAUCUGGUGCUCUGGGGGACCUGGGGUGGGUCAACAACACUUUCGCCAGAGAACCUGCGAAGCGAGCCGUUGCUAUUGCUUUGAUUAACACAAUAGGGCAGAUAGGCAAUAUUGUUGGACCGUAUGCAUGGCCGUCGAAAUGGGGCCCAACAUGUCGUUAUUCCUAUGCCGUCGGCAUCGCAGCAAUUGGGGUUUCCACAACCAUGCUCGGUGGGAUGCAUCUUUAUUUGAAGCAUCUGAAUGAGCAGAUUGAGAGGAACGAGAAUGCGAAGGGUAUUAAAGAGCAUCAGGGGGCGGGGCCAGUCGGUUUUAGAUAUUUGGUGUAGUUGAGGACAGAUCGUUUCCGAACGUGCGUUUUUUGCUCUUUGUCUGCUGACGCGCGAGGGGGCC